Molecule: messenger RNA, 495 nt
Organism: Pelecanus crispus (Dalmatian pelican)
Lineage: Eukaryota; Metazoa; Chordata; Aves; Pelecaniformes; Pelecanidae
Source: RefSeq, a predicted model, not a curated record
AUGUCCAUGGCUGCUGUCACUGACAGAGGUGGAAGUUACAGCCAGAAGACUUCAAAAGAAAUUAUUUGCCUGGCCAACAUCCAAAGGUGGUAUACCUGCUGUAUGAAAUCAGGUGGAGCAGAGGCCAGGCCAUCAGUUUCUUGCUCCAUCACCUGGGUGCUAUCUACUACCCCCUGUGGGAAAUGCUCCAGAAGAAUUCUGGAGUUCCUGAGGGUACAUCCCAAUGUGACCUUGGAAAUCUAUGCAGCCAAGCUCUUCAAGCACCUGGAUAUCCGUAACCAGCAAGGUCUCAGGAACCUGGCAAUGAAUGGAGUCAUUAUACGUAUCAUGAAUCUUGCAGAUUACAGUUACUGCUGGAAAAGAUUUGUUGCACACCAACAUGGAGAAGAUGAUUAUUGGCCCUGGGACUUCUGUCCAUACAUCUUUCUGAAUUGGAUAGAGCUCCGUCAUAUCUAUUUGGGGCUUCCUCCAUUCCUGGCAAACUUUGAAUUCUAA